CUCUUUAAGACCUGACAUAUCGUUCAAAUUCGAUUUCAGUAUGGUCAACUUGUUCAAACUUAACAACACUCAGCGACGUUUUUUCACCUGCUGUGGAAAGCUGCAUGUAAAACUAGCAUUUGGCAUAAUAAUUCUAUUGACGGUUUUUGCUGAAACAGUAGAAACAUUUCAUUAUAUAAAAGGCACCAUCAAAACAUCUUCUUUCAUCACUUAUACACUAGAGAUAUGGGAAUAUAUCGUGACGGUUACGAUGGUAUUAGCGUUUAUACAAGAAAGUACUUUGCUGAUGCUUCCCUACAUUGUUCAAAUGUUUGUAGUGGUCACCUUGAUGUUCAUGUUCCUAUGCCAUAUAAUAUUCUGUAUAUUUGCACCAUAUUCAUCUACAGCUGAGCAGAUGUUUGUGGAGUUUGAGAAAGCGCAUUACUCGCUUGCGGACAGGGAAGUACAUUUGAUUAUUGCUGUGAUUAUUGCUGGAGGCUUCACAUUUGUUGGUGCUUGGUUCCUAGUCAUAGCACUGUCCACUUAUCAGUAUUUUGACUUCAUGAACAUGAAGAGGACGAGGAAGUCUGCACGACAUGAGCAACUCCCUGUUCUUGUACAGCCUAGCCCUAGCGACGUCCAGCCUCCGCCACCACCGACGCCAGCUCCUUCGUUUCCGAAUCCAAAUUUUGCAGGCAAUUCUGACGAUGAAGAUGAGGUCUUUGAAAAGUCUCCAUAUCUAAAAAAAGAAAUGGUGUGAAACAAUCAUUGGUAACUCAGGCUAUGUAUGUACAUGGGUUUUAGAAAUAGACUUUUUCAAAGCGGUUGCAGUAUUGUUACUGGCUCUGGUUCUCAGAUGUUCAAGUGAAAUACAAAC
Cylicocyclus nassatus is the source of this 856-nucleotide messenger RNA. NCBI's taxonomy places the organism in Eukaryota, Metazoa, Nematoda, Chromadorea, Rhabditida, Strongylidae. The record is from the annotation of a GenBank genome assembly.